UCUCAGCUGCAGCCCUAACCGACCGGGGAAACCCAUCAGGGUUUUUAGACCUGAGCUUUCACUGUCCAGCUGCGGACUGUGGACACAGACACUGAGAAGGACUGAGGCAGAGGUACCACGCAGAUGCAAUGAGUCAGAAGCGAGAGCCCGUAAAUGGGAAGGCUCUGGUCCCCCGCGGGGAGGAGGGCAGCUCCCUGUGUGCAAUCCCGUCCAUGGGUCGCCCACCCAUCUGCCUGGGAGCCUGAGCACCAUCAACCUGGCUUAGGCAUCUGAUGCGUCCUGAAGGACAGCCUAGACACGGAAAGCCAUGCUUUCAGCCACCAGGUGACAAUGGGCACCUGAAAGGAGACAGGGACCGCAGGGAUGAGCAUUUGGAGGAGGAGAUGCCCCCUUGGGAGCACCACCUGGAGCGGCCCCCUGGACAUGGAAUGAUCAGGGUGCACACGCCUUCCUCCCUUCCCUUGCCUCUCUUGGCUCCUGGGGCAUCCCGCACUGGCUUCCCUCGGAGAAGAAGAGGGGCAUGAAAUCCAGGCUCUCUAAGCAGGCUCCGGCCACAUUCGCAGCCUCCUGAGCUCCAGCUCUGACCUGGGACCCCUCCCGAGGACAUGAGUCUUGCAUGGGCGAACAUGUGUGGGGCUCAACACACCUCCCCCUGUCCCCUAGGAGCUGUUCAAGAAGGUGGUGCCCCAGCAGUGCCUGGGCUCCGUCUGGUCCCGGAGGAACAGGCCUGGCAACGAGCACCUGGCACCCACAGUCCGGGCCACCAUCGCCCAGUUCAAUGCUGUGGCCAGCUGCAUCGUCACCACGUGCCUUGGCGACCCAAGCAUGACAGCCCGGGACAGGGCCGCGGUGGUGGGCCACUGGAUCCGGGUGGCCAAGGCCUGUCAGAUCCUAGGGAACUACUCCUCCCUGCGUGCCAUCCUGGCGGCUCUGCAGAGUGCCUCCAUUCACCGCCUGCAGAGGACAUGGGACAACGUUUCCAGGAAGAGCUUCCGAACAUUCCAAAAGUUCUGCAGAGAAGACAACCCCCAGGGCAGGGAACUACUCAUCAAGAAGCGGCCCUCGAAUAAACUGGCCAGCCUGGUGAGGCAGCUGCAGAGAGCGCGGAAGGGGCUGCCGAAGAAGGGUGUCGUCCCAUACCUUGGCACUUUCCUCUCCAACCUGGUGGUGCUGGAUACAGCAAUGGAGGACUACCUGGAGGGCAAUGAGAUCAACCACCGCAAAAAGAAUAAGGAAUACCGAGUCCUCACGGACAUCAUGCUGCUCCAGGCGGCGGCAGAGAAUUACUGCCUAGAGCCCCAGCAUCCAUUCACGGCCUGGUUCUGGGCUGUGGAGCGGCUCAGCGAGGAUGACAGCUACAACCUGUCAUGCCAGCUGGAGCCGCGGUCCUAGCUGGCCAGCAGAACACAAGCACCAGGACCACUGGCUACAGCCACCACCAGACCUGAACCCGUGCACACUGGCUGAGCCAAGGAUUGCCCCUCGGCCCCUGGGCUACUUGUGGUGCACGAGCCCCAUCCACUGCUCAACACCCCUUCCUCGCCCCUACAGAAUUACUUGUUCUGGAGGGGGCAAUAUUGAAUAUAAUUAAAGGGCUGUUAUUUAACCACCACAACAACAACAACAACAACAAAAAGGAAUGAGAACCCUUGGGAUUAAAGUUUUCUUACCAAAAUAAUAAUAGUAAUAAUAAUAAUAAUAAUAAAGGUUUUUA
Mustela erminea (ermine) is the source of this 1714-nucleotide messenger RNA. RefSeq names its product ral guanine nucleotide dissociation stimulator-like. Gene Ontology annotation, molecular function: guanyl-nucleotide exchange factor activity. The coding region runs from base 826 to 1392 and encodes 188 amino acids. The record is from RefSeq and is a predicted model, not a curated record. Gene Ontology annotation, cellular component: plasma membrane. Gene Ontology annotation, biological process: Ras protein signal transduction; positive regulation of GTPase activity. The transcript is spliced from 8 exons. Lineage: Eukaryota; Metazoa; Chordata; Mammalia; Carnivora; Mustelidae.